Molecule: messenger RNA, 980 nt
Organism: Aspergillus japonicus CBS 114.51
Lineage: Eukaryota; Fungi; Ascomycota; Eurotiomycetes; Eurotiales; Aspergillaceae
Product: acyl carrier protein
Exons: 1
Coding region: 457-801 (114 amino acids)
Source: RefSeq, a predicted model, not a curated record
GCACCGAAGGUCACUGGCACUUGGAAUCUGCGGCAAGCAAUGACAAGAGAGACCCUUGACUUCUUUAUGGCUUUCGGUCCCACCGGGGGAGGUCUGCGAAAAUUCUGGGCAAGCUGAUCAAGCAGCAGGUAUAUGUUCUUUGACCGUUCACUUAAUAUCAACGCCGGAGGGGACUUCCGUCUUCGGUCCUAGAUCUUGGCGCUGUGGGUGAAAUCGGGCUCAUCAAUGAGACACUUAUCACCAUGCAAGCCAUGGGCUCAGCAGGAACCUGGUUAUCUGACGAGGGGCACGUACUUGAGAGUCUUCAGCAAGCCAUCCUGGAAUCGCAUUCUCCUCCUUGAUGAGCACCCACCUCCAUUUUUGUGAAACGCGAACCGCCGCCCCCACGAUCGCAGGUCUGGAAACAGCAGACCCAUGCCAAAUCCAAGCGUGCGACCGAUGUGAUCUCUCGAGGCCAUGCUAUCCAUCUGCCCACACAUAGAACAAAAGAGUUUGCAGCAGGGAGACAGUAUAGCUGCGGGAAAUGUCAUCCGGGACCUGCUAAUCCGGGCCGAGAAGGAUCAAUCGCUGCUGCAUCGUGUUGAGGCUAGAGAAUUGAUAAAUGCGAAGCUCUUCGAGUUGGCUGCUACCAACUGGGCCGAGGUUCAGGAAAUGGAUGUGACCGAGCGACUGGAGAUGGUGAUCGAUUCGCUCGUCGCGAUGGAAAUGAGAAGCUGGAUGCGGCGGAAAUUGGAUCUCGGACUCGCCAUGCCACAAAUUGCCAAGGCCAAGACUGUUCGGGGUCUAAUGGUCUGGCCAUGAGAAAACUUCAUAUGAAAAAUGCGGCUGGUGCUGAUGCAAAAGGAGAAUGGGUAGUGGACACAACACUUUUUUAAGAAUAGAAGAGACUUUGUGUGGGUAGGAGGCAAAAAACGUGGUUCAGACUGACGUGGUGGCUUAUCAAUAACUUCUUAGAUGAUGGUCGAAUUGAUGAUGGGCAU